Serinus canaria (Common canary) is the source of this 5539-nucleotide messenger RNA. It is a transcript of the gene MGAT4A, whose product is annotated as alpha-1,3-mannosyl-glycoprotein 4-beta-N-acetylglucosaminyltransferase A. The record is from RefSeq and is a predicted model, not a curated record. Gene Ontology annotation, molecular function: acetylglucosaminyltransferase activity. Gene Ontology annotation, cellular component: Golgi stack; endoplasmic reticulum; endoplasmic reticulum-Golgi intermediate compartment. Gene Ontology annotation, biological process: protein N-linked glycosylation. NCBI's taxonomy places the organism in Eukaryota, Metazoa, Chordata, Aves, Passeriformes, Fringillidae. Bases 304 to 1911 code for a protein of 535 amino acids. The transcript has 16 exons.
GGGGAAGGGGAGUGAGAGCCCCGGUGGAGCCCGCACAGCCCCCGCGCCCCGCGGGACCGCCGUGCCGGAGCGCCGCGCACAGGACUAGAAGAAUAAAGAGAAGCUGGGUUGAUGAGAACUAUAAAAAAGCGUACAGCACUUUGGAAUGGAUUGAUUUAUGAUACAUCUGAUAUGUGAGAGCUACACUUCGUGUUGCUGCUGUCCAGCUGCUGCUGGAGUACUUGAGCUGACUUCACUGCAGCAAGCCCAAGUGAUCAGUCCUCACCACUAGCAGAACGUAAGCAAGUGUGAUGCUGAAAUGAGAUGAGGCUCCGAAAUGGAACUGUGGCCACCGUGUUAGUUUUCAUCACUACUUUCCUCAGUUUGUCCUGGUAUACUGCAUGGCAAAAUGGGAAAGAAAAGUUGAUUGCCUAUCAGCGGGAGUUUCACGCGCUGAAGGAACGCCUGCGCAUCGCCGAGCACCGCACGCUGCAGCGCUCCUCCGAGCUCAACGCCAUCCUGGAGCAGUUCAGGAGGGCCGUGGCAGAGACCAAUGGCAGUAAGAAUGCCAUGAAUAAUUUUUCAGAUGAGACGCUGAAACUGUUAAAAGAGCUAACAAGUAGAAAAUCUCUUCAAGUGCCAAAUAUCUAUUACCAUUUGCCUCAUUUGUUGAAAAAUGAAGGAAGCCUUCAACCUUCUGUGCAGGUUGGCCUUGGAAGGACAGGAGUUUCCAUUGUAAUGGGAAUACCUACAGUGAAAAGAAAAGUCAAGUCUUACCUUACAGAAACUCUCCACUCCCUUAUUGAUAAGCUGUCCCCUGAAGAAAAACUGGAUUGUGUUAUGGUUGUCUUUAUAGGAGAGACUGAUCUUGAUUAUGUUAACAGUGUUGUUGCAAGCCUGGAAAGAGAGUUUUCUACAGAGAUCAAUUCUGGCUUGGUGGAAGUAAUAGCCCCUCCUGCAACAUACUAUCCUGACUUGACAAACUUGAAAGAAACAUUUGGAGACUCAAAAGAGAGAGUGAGAUGGAGAACAAAACAAAACUUGGAUUAUUGUUUUCUUAUGAUGUAUGCCCAGAAAAAAGGGGUUUAUUAUAUUCAGCUUGAAGAUGACAUUGUUGUCAAGCAGAAUUAUUUCAGCACAAUAAAAAAUUUUGCACUUCAGCUUGCCUCUGAAGAUUGGAUGAUUCUAGAAUUUUCUCAGCUGGGUUUCAUUGGUAAAAUGUUCCAGUCUCCAGAUAUCACUCUUAUUGUAGAAUUCAUAUUUAUGUUUUAUAAAGAGAAACCUAUUGAUUGGCUCCUGGACCAUAUCCUCUGGGUGAAAGUGUGUAAUCCUGAGAAAGAUGCUAAACAUUGUGAUCGACAGAAAUCUAACCUACGGAUACGCUUCAGGCCUUCUCUUUUCCAGCAUGUUGGCCUCCACUCUUCUCUAGCAGGGAAGAUCCAGAAACUCACAGAUAAAGACUUCCUGAAACCAUUACUGCACAAAAUCCACGUGAAUCCACCUGCAGAGGUUUCGACAUCUUUAAAAGUCUACCAGGGGCAUACGCUAGAAAAAACCUACGUAGGGGAAGACUUUUUCUGGGCUGUCACACCAGUUGCUGGAGAUUAUAUUCUCUUUAAAUUUGACAAGCCAGUCAAUGUAGAAAGGUACUUGUUUCACAGUGGCAAUCCAGAGCAUCCAGGAGACAUACUUCUAAACACAACUGUAGAAGUUUUGCCUUUUCAGAGUGAAGAACUGGUAUUAAGCAAAGAAACCAAAGACAAACGCUUAGAGGAUGGUUACUUCAGGAUAGGGAAGUUUGAAAACGGUGUAGCUGAAGGAACGGUUGACCCCAGCCUAAAUCCUAUUUCAUCAUUCCGGCUUUCAGUGAUACAAAAUUCAGCUGUUUGGGCAAUUCUGAAUGAGAUUCAUAUUAAAAAGAUUACAAACUGAUCAUGGAAAUCUGCUUUAGAGGAAAAAGAAAGAAUUCUUGAAAAUUCUUCCUAUAAAAUCUGACAUCCUUAGCAAGUCACAAAUUGAAAAUACUGAGCAUGCACCUUAUUCCAAAUGUCAUUCUUUUUCACUUGAACUCUACCUCUUGUGAAAUCUACUGUAGAUGAGAAGAUUGUAUUUAUCCCUUCUUAUCUGAUCCAUCCAGAAACUGAUGCUCCACACUGAUAACGUUCGUCUGAGGCCCAAGUUGUCCUCCACUGUAAUGUGACUUUACCAUCUUAUGGUUGCAGAACCCUGCUACGCUUAACCUGUACUAUUUUGAUAGUAUAGUAAUAUAGAGUUGUACAUAUUGUUACAUUCCUUGAAGAAAAAAAAUAUAAUUAUUGUUAAAUAAGUUUUAUGAAGGGGGUACUUUCGGAGUUCCAUUUAUUUUCUAUAACAAGAACCCUCUUUUAUAGACUGUCAGGGAUAUAUAUUAAAAAUGCUAGGGGUAUUUAAUUUAUUAAAAUAAUUUGAAAAGUACAUAUUUUUAUGCAGUGAAAUUUUAAAUUGAUAUAGUUUUUUUAUGAAUUCUCUAGUUUAAGUUAUCUUUCUACAUUUUUCUUUGGAGAUGCAAACAUAAAUUAAUACCAUAUUUCAAAUAUACUGCCAUGUUUAAAAAAAACAAGAUUAAGUUUCUAAAUUAUGUAGUUUUAUACACAGAAUCUGAAUGAUGUUCAUAGGCAUAAACAGAGUUCUGAAGAGCAUUAUUCUUUGGGGCUAUGAAAUUCCACUAUGUACAGUUUGUAGCCACAUAAAAAGCAUGUUGAAAUGUCUUGUUUCAUAUUAUGUACAAAAUCUGCAGUAAUUUUAGAUUUAAUCCAUUGCAUUUUAGAAGAAUUUUUUUUUACUCCAAACCAGUUCUUUCUAAAAAUAUUUGUAAACAUUUCCUAGGCUGAACAAAUUCAUUUUCUGUACUGAAGAAAAUCAUUCUCCAGCUUUGCUUUGGAGAGACAAGAGAUUACCUUUUAUCAAAAGAAUGAACAGUAGAUACAUUUGAUUUACAGAGGUCUCCUUUUAAAAAGUUCUGUUAUUGCAGCAUUUAUUUUGGAUACAUUAGCGAGUAGUUACAGUUUAUUUUCUUCCUUUGUUUAAGAACAAGGUUUUAGUUUGAUUCCUUUAUGGAUCAGUAUGGUAACUCACACUAACUUUAUAGUAGGAACUGAAUCUGGCCUCAAGUUACUAGCCUGCCUUUUUGUGUCAAGGGAAACAACAGUCAUCUUAAAUGAAUCAGAAAUUCGGUCAGCAACAGGACGUGGUCUGGAUUACAAUCAGAGUGGAACUGUUGCAGUACAAAUGCUGCUGCUUUUCUGAAAAGUCCUGCUUAGGUGCUUAUGUGUAAGGACUCAGGCAUGGGAAGAUUUCAGUUUGUCAGAAAUAGCCAGGAAAAAGAGAGGCAGGAAUUCCUCCCUUUUAAUUGGAAUGAAGUGCCUGAUUGACAUUGGAGGGAGGCAUCCACGCUGGCUUGGAUAUUGUCCUUUGUGCUGUGAACCAGCCUCCUGGAACUGACAUCUCAAAAGCUGGCCAGCUUUCCCUGUGGAAAAAACCAUACUCUGCUACUCCCAACAAGGAAUCAUAGAAUCACUUAAGUUGGAAAAGACCUUUAUUGUCUUUGUGAUCAGGGCACAGAUGCACAAAACCUGUUGCAGGUUCCCUGAUCUAGAGCAGGGGUCUUGAAUUUGUACUUCCCUAUUAAAGUUCAGCUGAUAGAUUUGGGCUCCCUUUCACAUAGGCUUGUAAGGAGCAGGAGCCUAAAGCUGCCUUGCUAGCACUGCAAGCGCCACUGGAUUAUAGUGUCAACCUGUCUUCUCUUCUGCCUUGUUGGAGAAUUGUGCCAUAGCUUUGACAGUUCAGCAAUAUUCAAGUUGAAGAACUUAACUACUUCUACAGACUGCUGUCAUUUUGGUUUAGCUAUGUUGUCUGGGGACACAGGGAAGACAAGAUUUGUACCCAGAGCAAGACCUUCUGUUUAGAUUGACUGGUGUAAUUUCAAGAAAAAAUAGAUACCAAAUGGACCUUGUUUACUUUUCCUGAUUGCAUCAGGUGGUGCAAAUAAAAUGUUACUUGGAAAGCUUGUGUUGCCCAUAGAUGCUGUAGGCAUAAGCUAAACACAUAAAUGGAGUUCAUUCUUGGAUUUAGGAAUGUGGGUGACUAGGCUCUGAAUCCCAUGUGACUCUAGCCUAUUGUGGUGCUACAGCCCCAUUUGGUUCCUGUAUAAUGCCCUGCCAUCAAAUUACUGACAUGCAAUGGCUUUUUUUAAUCACACAUCAGCUAGCAAAGGUCUGAGAAAGUAUUUAGGUUUUCUUUUCAGCUGUGUCUGUGAAUGAAUGAUGCAAGUUAUUUAAACUAGGGUUAUUUAUUACAAUCCAGACUGCAGAAAUACAUUAGAUAUUGCAGUUUCUUAAUAUAAUUAAUUUUGUUGACAGUGACCUUUUCCAUUUUUUCCAUGAGUCUGGAAGUUUACUGGUACUAUUUAUGUAAGAAACCUGUGUGCUUAUUCUAAAAGCAUCACUGUUCCUGACAUUUCACAGUAGUUAAGAUGAAUCACUGCUAAUAUAUUUAAAUACACAGAACCCUUACCACAUUGAUUGCAAGAUUGGUUAGUAGUAUAUUUAGUUUUCAAAAAUGUUGAGAAGAUCCAAGACAACAAAUUUAACUAGUCUGUGGUAAAAUGUGGGUUGUUUUCUAAAGAUUGAUGCAUUUUUAUUACAUUGUAGUAGCAGGAGUUAAAAAUACUCUGGGCUGUUUCAAUACUUUCAAUGUUCCUGAGAGCUUACAGGCUCUCUAGAUAAAUGUGCCACAUUAUCAAUACAAAUUAUAUUUUAUAGAUUCAGGUAUAUUCAGAGUUGGUGUAAUCAGGUAGAUUAUUUCUGCAGACAGCUCUUUUCGGCUUAGUACUUUUAAGUUCCAAAUCAGGCUAAAGUGGUGCAAGACUCCUUCGUGGAAGUAUGGUGAAGUAAGAACACCUGGGCUGUUUGGCUCAUCAGUUUUUAGCUUGGGUACUGUUUCUGACUGGGUCUGCACCAGCAGGCGGGUGUUUCCCGCACAUCUCCAUUGUAAGGGACAAUAUUAUCACAAGAUAAUAUUGUCCCUUAAACAGCAUCUUAAACCUAUUACCUGUUUUGAGGGAGUUCUCCCCUACAUGUAUUUAAAGUUACUUUUGUUGUCACCUUCAAAAUCCCCGUGAGGCCGCUGAAUCUUAAGAGAUAUCCAAUAAUGGAAAGUGUUUGGAAAAAAACUGCACUAUCCUAUAUUCCUGUUAGCUCCUUCUGAUGCUGUUAAAGCUCCAGAAAAGCAAACUUUUGUGAAACCAAAGGUAUAGCCAGAAACCUGCAUUACCUGGGCAAAUGAACUUCUUAUACUGGAUGCCUAACAGCCUGGCUGAUGUGAACAUUUGCUUUUUUGAGCUGAUCAGGAUUGCUUGGGACCAAGAAAACACAAGACUGCCAGUAUAAUCUUGCUUUGCUCAUUCAGUGGGUCAUGCUACUGAACACUUUGUAAAUAAUGUGAACAGGAUGUGAUAAUUAGAGUGUUUCUAAAGCACUGUAUAAGGCUUUGAGCUUUUGCAGGCAUCUCAAUUGUGUGUUUU